UUUCUUGGUUUCCUUGCAACAGCAGGACUUUGUCCUGUCUGCUUACAUUUCUCGAAGAUGAGUUUAUGACAGGUAGAUUCAAAAGUUAAACAGCAAAAGCUUUGAAGAGGGAAAACAAGUUUCACUUAUUAGUCCCUCCAUCUCAAAAAUCUCUCUCCUUCUCUCUUUAUCUUAGUGGAGACAUGAAUCUUCUCUGUCUAUUACUACCCAUGUGGGAAUGUACCUUCUCUUUGUUGGCACUCGUAAUUCUUACCAGACCAGAGUCAACUGUUUCCUCCAUUUGUGCUUCUGUUCUUCAUUCUAAACAAAAACCUAUUUCUCAAUUUUCUUCAGAAAUGGAAGCUGUUUCUCCAGGAGUGGCUGUGGUUAGAGUAAUGCACCACCAGGAUCUGAACUGGAGAAUUCUUGUAGCUUUAAUUGUUGCCUCCACUCUCCUUGGUGGAAUAUUGCUCUUUUUGUUAUGUUUCUGGAUCUGUAGACAGAAAAACUUGAAGAAUUCCAAUGCAAAAAGCAAACAAAACUUUGAACCUACAAAAGCACUUUCAUUGAGUCCAAUUGCGGAUCGGUUUAAUUUCUUAUGGAUGGCUGCCAAAAAGGGUUCUGUAGCUGUUAUUGAAUAUCAGUUAUUGGAAGCCGCAACAAACAAUUUCCGGGAAAGUAAUGUUUUGGUUCAAGGUGGUCGUGGACGCAUCUACAGAGCUUGUUUUGAUGAGAAAUAUCUUGCUGCUGUGAAAAAACUUGAUGGUGGAGGACAAGAUGCUGAAAGAGAAUUUGAGAAUGAGGUCAACUGGCUGGUCAAAAUCCAGCAUCAGAAUAUUGUUUCACUAUUGGGUUGCUGUAUCAAUGGUGAAACCAGGUUACUUGUAUAUGAAAUGAUGCAAAAUGGUUCUUUGGAAAGUCAAUUGCAUGGACCUACUCAAGGAUCAACUUUAACCUGGCAUCUACGAAUGAAAAUUGCAAUCGAUGUUGCAAGAGCAUUAGAUUAUCUUCAUGAGCAAUGCAAUCCGCCUGUUGUCCAUAGAGACAUAAAGUCAUCUAACAUUCUUUUGGAUUCCAACUACGAUGCUAAGCUGUCCGACUUUGGGCUUGCUCUGACCACUGGAUCCCAGAACAAAAAUGUAAAGUUGUCAGGAACAUUGGGCUAUGUAGCUCCAGAGUACCUCUUAGAGGGUAAAUUGACCGAUAAAAGUGACGUAUAUGCUUUUGGAGUCGUCCUUCUGGAGUUGCUAAUUAGAAAGAAACCACUGGAGAAAAUGUCAUCAGCUCAGUGCCAAUCUCUUGUCACAUGGGUAAUUUCUUUCAAACCAACUCAAGGAGGUCCAGUCAUGGUUUAAUUGUAGCUUGAACUUAGUUUAUUUACAAUUUUCACAGGCCAUGCCUCAGCUUACUGACAGAUCAAAACUUCCAAACAUAGUGGAUCCAGUAAUAAGGGAUACAAUGGAUUUAAAGCACCUAUAUCAGGUAAAUGAAAAAAAAUAUUUUAUCUGUGUUGUCAUGCGCCCUUGUUCUGGUUAUAAAUUUGUAUUGUAUCUCAUGCUGAAUAGGUUGCUGCUGUUGCUGUGCUGUGCAUACAACCUGAACCAAG
Molecule: messenger RNA, 1585 nt
Organism: Durio zibethinus
Lineage: Eukaryota; Viridiplantae; Streptophyta; Magnoliopsida; Malvales; Malvaceae
Source: RefSeq, a predicted model, not a curated record